This is a messenger RNA of Photinus pyralis (common eastern firefly), 1539 nucleotides long. Its product is annotated as ribonuclease 3-like. Gene Ontology annotation, cellular component: cytoplasm. Gene Ontology annotation, molecular function: RNA binding. The record is from RefSeq and is a predicted model, not a curated record. Lineage: Eukaryota; Metazoa; Arthropoda; Insecta; Coleoptera; Lampyridae. Bases 79 to 966 code for a protein of 295 amino acids. The transcript is spliced from 3 exons.
AAUUUGCGAAGGUUCUUUACAAAAGUGAAACCACUCUGUUUACAACUUGAUCCAAACACUUACAGUAACAGUACGAUUAUGGUACCCUCUCUUAGCAACUAUCAGAUUUUGUUGUUAACUUCAAGUAUGAUUGGCCCUGUAUUAUAUUUUUAUUUAAGAAUGCUUGACGACUUAUACCCGGUGGUCACUCCAAAGCAUGAACCAGGUGACGCAACUGCAUUUGCCAAUCAAGUACAGGCGGCCGCCGAGCAUUUAUUGGCCGUCGUUGAUGGUAAACAGAAGGAAGUGUUCGACGGAUCAUAUAGUCAAAUUAAGGAAGUGAUUGGAAAGAUUCACGAGAGUGGAUAUUUCGAUCAAGCUGUGGCCGCAGAUUACGAAACUACCGAGGUUAAUGAUGCCGAUCAGCAUUGCAACAUUGAGGUUCCCCAACAAAUUGAGCCUUUGGAAGAGGAGAUCCCUGCAGUAGACACCGUCACCAUAGAAACGAAUAGACCGGUUCCGUUACCUAUUGAACAUCCCUUGGAGCAAAUACAGCAAACUGACCAACAGAUUUAUUACCAGCCUCCACCAAGGCCUAUUAGUGAGGUGUUGGGCCCUGGUAGUUUUCACUUUCUUCAGGACUCCGAAUUGGACACUCCCGACACUUUACCCUCGCAAACGUUCACCAACACUAGCUACGUGCAAGCGCCGCCUCCUCCGAUUCCCCUUCCCCCAAAUUUCCAAACUUUCAAUAACAUCAACGUUCCUCCGCCUGGUAACGGUAUGAACGAAGAAAUAGCUCCCCCUUCGGUCGUAGCCCACCCACAACCGCAGCAAAUCGAAGAGUCCCAAAAAAUGCGCGGUCAGCCUCCGCGACCCCCCAAUCAGAUGUACUAUCAAAAUAAUCACUCAAACUCAAAUAACUACAACAAUAAUCGACCUCGUCAACCGAGAAGUGGGCCUAGGACCGCCAAUCGACAUCAAUAACGGUUGUACAUUGUCCAUUUUUCCAGACAAGACAAUGACACGAUUAAUUUUUAUUUUAAAACAAAAGUAUUGUCGAAGUAUAAUAAUUAGGCAUAAUUACAACAUCUCUAAAAAGUUUAUUUGACCUCUUAUAUUGUGACAACAAUAUUUUCGAUUUGUAAAUAACACAAUAUUGCAUUUCUAAACUAAAUAAGAUGCGUUUAUACUUAUUUCUACCCUUUCAGUAUCGCGCCGUAGUGGUAUAUUUUAUCUUAAUUAUUCGUUUAUUUUACAUCUCUCAAUUGUUUGAAGAAAUUACUAAGUAAAUUGCGGCAUUGUAGUUUUAAUAGUAGACGUAUGGGUUGUUUUUUUAUUAUCAAAAAUAUAGUGAAAUUACAGUGUCCAAGCAGCUAGUCUUCUUGUAGUUCAUUAUUAUGAGAAGUUUGUAAUCUUUUUCAUAUAAAAACAAAACAUUAAACAGCCCAUAAAUCCAAGAUUGCUUUUUUUAAAAAUUGUAACAUAUUUUGCCAGUUUAGUUUCUUACCAAGAAGUAUGUAUGAUAUUUGGUUAUUUUCAAUAAAAGGCACAAACAGC